UGACGUGCCAUGCCAUCAGCGCUUCCUACCCAGUCAGGCUCAGUCAAGACUCAAGCAACUCUGCAUGUUACGUGCUCGAGCCAGCACUUUCUGGCGUGUUCCAAACACGAGACUUGUCUGGCACAUGCCCUACACAAGUCGCGCUUUCAGACGUACAGUCACUACUGUCCCACAAGUCCACUUGAAACUGAAAAUGGCAAGUCGUACCGAGCCUCUUCAACCUACCGAUGGGCCAAUGGUGUGGAUUGAUUGCGAAAUGACUGGCCUCGACCCAGAGACAGACAGGAUCAUGGAAAUUGCUGUCCUAAUCACGAACGGAAAUCUGGAAUUGGUCGAUGAAGGCAUAGAAUAUGUCAUCAGAGUGGACAAAGAACAUCUGGAUGGAAUGGGUGAAUGGUGCAGGAAACAGCAUGGGCAGUCAGGAUUAACAAAUGCAAGCGUCUCCUCCCCUUUCACGAAGGACUACGUUUCGGAUGCAGUUUUCAAGUACAUCAAGAAAUGGAUACCUGCGGAACGGAAAGGUGUUUUGGCUGGAAAUUCAGUUCAUAUGGACCGUGUUUUUCUCAUGAAAGAGAUGCCUGAAGUUGUGGACUGGUUACACUAUCGAAUAAUCGAUGUAUCGUCCGUAAAGGAACUCGUUAGUCGGUGGUAUACUCACCCUUCGCAGCGAGUACCAAGCCUUGUUCAAGGCACCGAUGACCGCCACAGAGCCUUGAGCGACAUUAAGGCGUCUAUACGAGAGUUAAAAUGGUAUCGUGAACAUGCCUUUGUCACGCCACUUCGGUAACAAGAAGCCUUCUUCGUACUUGUAUGCUCAGUUUUUGAGUACUGUAAAUAACCGGGUACAUUUUUCCGAUGUUAUUAUUGGUUGAUGAGUGAGCCUAUAUGUGUUUGAGC
This is a messenger RNA of Marasmius oreades (fairy-ring Marasmius), 897 nucleotides long. RefSeq lists its product as uncharacterized. Gene Ontology annotation, molecular function: nucleic acid binding; 3'-5'-RNA exonuclease activity. The transcript has 9 exons. Lineage: Eukaryota; Fungi; Basidiomycota; Agaricomycetes; Agaricales; Marasmiaceae. The record is from RefSeq and is a predicted model, not a curated record. The coding region runs from base 65 to 787 and encodes 240 amino acids. Gene Ontology annotation, cellular component: mitochondrion.